GAAUUGGAAGCCCCGAUAUUCGCGAUCUUUACGAUUCGCCUAGCAAACGUCGAACGAAGAGCUCACACGAGAGCACGACACCAAAGUUUUUCCCCUAUAUUCUUCAAGUACAUAUUACCUGGUUUAGGUACUGCCGCAGGUUUUCUCUAUCCGUGUACACGUUUAUAUGUGUGUGAAUAAUUUCACGCUUAUUACCUGUUGAGCACUGGCAAAACGCUGCUUGACUUUGGCGGUUCUUAAAGCGGCCAGCACUCGUAAUAUUCUCAGUUCCAGCCGCGGCAUUCACGGCACCACAACCGCGCUUCCAGCAACGUAAAAAGCCCCCUCCCCCCCACCAAAAAAAAAAAAAUAACCGCCAUCACUUCAAAACUGCAUUUGGAGUUAUCAACCAACCAUAACCAAGGGCUUGCAAAUGCAAUGUGCUAAUUAAAAAAAUAUAUAAAAUUUAAAAGGAAAACGCAAAUAACCGCCAACGGUGUUUUUUUUUUAUUCAUAAAACGAGAAAGAUUUUAAUUUAAAACUGGAAACAAAAAUGGAAUUGAAAGGCGUUCAGCCGUCGAAUGGCACAGCAGCAGCAGCAAAUGGGACCGCCAAUGGAUCUGCGGAAAAAACAGAUGCCGAGAAUCAGGCAGUGGAGCGUACCAAUUGGGGCAAUGGUCUCGAGUUCCUUAUGUCCUGCAUCUCGGUGUCCGUGGGAUUGGGAAAUGUCUGGAGGUUUCCAUUCACUGCCUAUGAGAAUGGAGGAGGCGCCUUUCUGAUACCCUAUAUCAUAGUUCUGUUUUUGAUUGGAAAACCCAUGUACUAUUUGGAAAUGAUCAUUGGACAGUUUACGAGUCAAGGCACGGUGAAGAUCUGGUCGGUAGUGCCGGGUUUCGUGGGUGUAGGUUACGGCCAGGCCUUUGGCACCAUCUGCAUUAUCUCGUAUUACUCAUCGUUGCUGGCCUUAACCCUUUACUAUCUCUUCGUGUCGUUCCAAUCGGAACUGCCAUGGUCAUAUUGUCGCGAUGAGUGGACCAACUGUGUGAACUCGAGACCGCAGGACUACACGGAAAACCUACUAACCGGCAUGUCCUGGGCCAAUCAAACGGCUAGAAAUGUCAGUGUUUUAGCCGACAAUGAUACAGUGAAACUUCAAAGUAGCUCUGAACUCUACUUCCUGGAUGUAGUGAUCAAGGAGAAGCUAGACAUCUCGGACGGCGUUGGAAAUCCUGACUGGAAGUUGACUAUUGCCUUGUUUGUUUCCUGGGUUGUGAUCUUCCUGGUGAUCAUGCGUGGUGUGAAGAGUUCUGGCAAGGCUGCAUAUUUCCUGGCUCUGUUUCCCUAUGUGGUUCUCUUUGUUCUUCUGAUAAGAGCGGUCACCUUGGAAGGAGCACGCGAUGGUAUUCUCUUCUUUUUGGAGCCCCAGUGGGGUGAACUCUUGAACCCAACCGUUUGGAAGGAAGCGGUGGUGCAGUGCUUCUUCUCCCUAGCCGUUGGUUCUGGACCAAUCAUCAUGUUCGCCUCUUAUAAUCGAUUUGAUCAUGGAAUCUACAGGGAUGCCAUGAUAGUGACCACACUAGACACAUUGACUAGUCUACUGGGUGGUAUAACUAUCUUUGCGAUAUUGGGCAAUCUGGCGCAUAAUUUGCAAAUCGAAAAUAUCCGAGAUGUGGUGCGAAGUGGCACAGGAUUGGCCUUUAUUUCAUAUCCGGAUGCCAUAUCAAAGUUCCAGGCAGUUCCACAACUCUUCUCGGUUCUAUUCUUCUUUAUGUUGUUCGUCUUGGGAAUUGGAUCCAUUGUGGCCUUGCAAAGCACUAUUGUGACCAUCAUUUGCGACCAGUUCAAGGAUUGGAAGUACUGGAAGGUGGCUCUGACCACAUCUGUGUGCGGUUUCCUUAUGGGUUUGGUUUAUGUAACGCCGGGAGGUCAGUGGAUUCUCACUUUGGUAGAUUUCUAUGGCGGAACCUAUGUGGUCUUUAUUUUGGCCAUUUUUGAAUUGGCUGGAAUAGUGUGGGUUUAUGGUCUACAAAACUUCUGUGAUGACAUCGAGUUUAUGUGCAAUCGUCGUGUUUCAUGGUAUUGGCGGGCGUGCUGGUCCGUCUUUACGCCGGUCAUGAUGAUCAUUAUAUUCAUAUACUCGAUGGCCACCAUCGAGCCAAUUAAAUACAGUGAACUAUAUUUUCCUGAAGCCGCCAAUGUUGCUGGCUGGUUGUUGUUCGCCAUUGGAGCUGCCCAGUUUCCAUUAUGGGGUCUUUGGUAUAUUUCUCGGCAUCAACAAGGCACCUUAUGGCAGUCAUUUAAAGCUUCACUGAAGCCCAGCGAUCGAUGGGGUCCCGCGAAUCCAGAUAUUAGACGUGAAUGGGUGAUCUUUAAGAACCAGAAGGCGGCCGAAAGAUCAGCCCGGCAAGAGACCACGAAACUUGGACUCUUCUGGCGGAAACUCACAAAUUUCUGCGGCAGCAACAAAUAAACAAAGUUAAAGUCUAUAUAGAGCGGGGAGCAGAGGUGGGGAUAUCGUGGGGAUAUCAGAGAUUACGAUUAACCAUAACCACUUUUUAUUUAUAUACGCCAUUGUCAGCCUCUAUGAAGCCAUUAUAUAUGCGAAGCAAUCCUUCGACCGAAUAUAUCGCAUCUACCAAUAAUUAAAUACCUUCCUUUUUUUUGUUAUUCUAUGUACAAACUUCAUUUGAAAAUGUGAUAAUAAUUGAGCAGUAAAAAAUAAAUUAUUGUUAUCGAAAAA
Molecule: messenger RNA, 2719 nt
Organism: Drosophila eugracilis
Lineage: Eukaryota; Metazoa; Arthropoda; Insecta; Diptera; Drosophilidae
Gene: NAAT1
Product: sodium-dependent nutrient amino acid transporter 1
Exons: 8
Coding region: 533-2449 (638 amino acids)
Biological process (GO): sodium ion transmembrane transport
Cellular component (GO): membrane
Molecular function (GO): L-amino acid transmembrane transporter activity
Source: RefSeq, a predicted model, not a curated record